Cyprinus carpio (common carp) is the source of this 5349-nucleotide messenger RNA. RefSeq lists its product as uncharacterized. The record is from RefSeq and is a predicted model, not a curated record. Lineage: Eukaryota; Metazoa; Chordata; Actinopteri; Cypriniformes; Cyprinidae.
UUGCAAAAAAUAAAAUAAAAUGUUUUAUGAAAUGGAAACCUGAAUCAAAGGCUGAGAAUAAGUGUGGUUUUGCAGAUUGGGUGUGUGCUUCUGCUGUUUGAGUGUCAGCUUUCAGAAACUGUGUGACAAGGAAACAUUCUGUGUGUAAACAGAUGAAAAAAUAAAAACGUAAUAAUCCGAGAGCGACUUCCAGUGGUCAGCAAAUAAACUGUCCUGAAGAGACGUUCUACAGUAUAUCCCUGCAGGCACUCCAAUAAUAUUCCAGUGCACUAAACGAGUCAGGCUGCGUCUCAUUAUCAGGGGACUGAGUAUAUUUUUGGGCAUUGGGGAAUAAAAUCUGCAUCUUUCCAACUGCAAUGCACGUACUGUAGGCUAUGCAUAUGCAGGCUAUGUUAUUGACCACUGGCGGUGUGUUGAGCCGGGUUCUUCCUCGAGUAGCUACCGUGGGGCCGGUUCUGGUUCAGUGUCCGUGAUCACGUGAUUCUCGCCGCAGCCGAAGGAGAGCGACUCAAGGAGAACGUCUCUUUCGCGCACCUUUAUCUGACAGCAUGCAUUUCCCCGAGAGUGGGACAGUAUUCUGAAGGCAGUGCGUUACCCGCUCGUGUGUCACGCGUGAAUAUGCUGCGCUUUAUUCUGGACUGUCUGCGGCCGGCACGAGCGCGCGCUGCAGCCGCUGCCAGGGACACGGAGCUCGAGGCGCAGGUCAACCCUUCAGAUGAUAAUGAAAUCAAGGGUCUGCAGGAUGAGGUGCACAUGGAGCAGGAGACCCUUCAGACGGUCAAGGCCUUGUGCCGUAACACGCAGGAGACCGUGGAGAUGCUGGAGGACAGGAAGACACAGCUGAAGGAAGAACUGAAGAUGAUCUAUGACCUCCAGAAACAGGAGAGGGAAGUGCUGCAGUCGCUGCAGGAGGAGCAGCAGGAGCUGGAGCAGACCGUGCAGCAGUAUGAUGAGGAGCUGUGUGCCGCGGCUGAAGAUCUCCUGCAGCUCCAGCGGGAAGUGGCUUACGCCAAAGCACACGCAGAAAACCUGCAUCUACGGGUCACUCCGCUGCAGGACUUGUUCGAGGAGAUUAUACAGGUCACAGUUAAAAAUAAGCUGGCUGAGCUGGUCGCUGGCCUCAUAACCGGCGAAAGUUCAGUGGCUGAGAUGACAGAAGAAGCUUCUUGUGUCGGUUUGGACCAGGAGUUGGAGGAGCACAUGGAUGAUGUAGAAAGCGAGUGUAAUCAUGUCUACAGUGAGAAGAUCAAGUCCAAACCGGAAAGAGAGGAAGUGAAUGAUGUCCAGCAAGAGAACACUGUAGAGGAGCUCGAUAAAAUGCAGUGUUCAAUGGAGAACUUGAAGAGCAGUGGCUCAUCGUCUUUCACUGAGAUCACACUGACAGAGGUCAAAGAGGAGGAUGUUAUGUUCAGAUCAACCACUCCUCAGUCUGACUCUUCUGACAUGGAGAAGGAGGACUUUGAGAUUAUUAAUCCCAGUCAGACCACAAACAAACAGUUUGACUUCUUUCAUCCAAACCCCUUCACUGAUGGUGAUGUAUUUGGAGAGGACCACUUUCCAAAGGUUGAUGUAACAGAGCAAUUACCCAGGGACCCGUUUAAAGGCACAGACCCUUUCGCCUCUGACGCACUCUUGGUUAACAUGUCAGAAGAGAAGCAAUGUCAGGAUGACUUCAUCCCUGCAGAGAACAGUCUUCCAGAAACUGUACACUACCCUCUCCAAUCUGUCGUUAAAGACUACGGUACUUUUAACGCUCCCAUCAACUUGCCACCAGAUACUGAUAGAACACAGUCCACUGGAAAGCGUGACAGCGGUGUGUCCAUGUCCACCGAAAGCAGGAGUCUCAAAUCUUGCAGCGAUAAUGGGUCUGAGCUUGGGACAAACGCCACACCAGACCGAAAUCACGAUGCUGUGCAACCAGAUCUUUCAGUUGAAGCUGUAAGUCCUCAGUUCAAUGACGAGUGUGUCCAUGAAUCAGACUCUAGUCACAGUUCUACAGUGUUUAAUUCCUUCGAUGCCGAUUCCAAUGUCUUCGCUGAAGAGGAGGAGGACAGGCUUGACGUUCAGACUGGAUCGGGUUUAAUUAAAAGAGCUAACUCACUGUGUGGUCUGCAGAGCAUCAUUGCAGGGUCCUAUACUGGGUUUCCUCUAAGUCCAUGUGACCCUGAUCCACUCCCAGGCAAUUUCCAGAAGACCUUUGAACAUCAUAUUAUCGCUUCUGAACAAAAUGCUGUGAAUGACAAAGAACUCAUAAAAACUGAGAGUUUAUCUCCAGAUGAUAGUCCAGGUCCUCUGUGUGAACAGCUGCAUGAUAUAAACAGUAGCUCUCCUCCCAUUUCUCCUCCUCAAGCUUCUGCUUCAGAUGUAUACGACUACAAAUAUGGAGAUAUGUUCUUCUUCACUGUGAGAUUAGAUCCUGGCAGCCCUGAACUAAAUAAUCAAAGUCCAGUUUGUCCUGAACACAGUGAUGUAAAGAGAGAUGAGUCCAAUGGCCAAAUGAAUUGGAAGGACACCUCUUUGAGUCCUGAAUUUAAUGAUGAAGAUGAAUUUGAAUGCUCCAGUCCAAAGUCUGAAGACACGGAACAACGCAACCAGAUCACUAACGACGAGAUCACUAACGACGAGAUCACUAACGACGAGAACGAAGUGGAAGUGGAAAUCGCUAAACAUGAGGAAAUAUUAGUGUCCGAUUCUGAAAAGGUGGUUUUAGAUAUUCCUUGUCUUACAUUUAAUGAUUCAAACGCUUGCCAAAGUGUGCUUGAUUCAGAGUGGCAUGACCAAUGCAUGGAAAAUCCAGAUGUAGCUGAACCUGUUCCUGAUUCAUCCAUCCUGAACACGGAAAGCGAUCCACCAAAUUGUACAACUCAAGACGUCUUUUGUCUGUUUAGUAACACAGAAACAUCAGCUACUGACCAGUUUUAUGCCAAUAAACAACUCAGCCCUGAAUCCAGUAGUUCACAACACAAACCGUCAUCCUCUGAAGGCUUGGCCAUGAGUAAACUUGAACUCCAGUAUUUUGACCCGUUUAGUCCCAUACCUGCUGAGCCAGUCGAAGGCAUAUCUGAUUUAGAAGUAAUGAACGCUGUUAACUCGUUCUGUCAUGAAGCUCCAAGACUAGAUUCUGGUUAUCAUGAAGUUGGUUCUCCAACUCCUUUUAGUCCAGAACCUGUUGACAAAACCAAAUGUAGCAUUGAUCUUCAAGGCCCAGGCUUGGAAGCCAGGAAGCAGAGCAACUCUGAAAUCCACGUCCCUGAUCCAUUUAGCCCCGAAUCCGUCGAUACAGGGAUAUUUGACUCGGAAACGGAAAACUGUGAGUCUGGUUACACGUUUACGAUGUGUCAACUCUUAAGUCCUCAACCAGUUUACACAGCUUUAAAUAAUCUGGAGGAGAAGCAGAUAUCGUGUGACGCGCUAAGUGAUCAUCUCAGUGGAUCCGAACAUGAUGAUUGUUACCCCUUUGGUUCUUGUCCAUCUAAUGAAGAGAGCUAUGCUUAUAGUUGUGAAGAAAAACUCACUGGACCAAUCCGAGAAGUAUCUGAUGCUUCAGGAGAAUCCAAACCUUGCUCAACGGUGUCAAAUGCUAGUGAUUCCUCUCAAGUAUUUCACUGUGGUUCGGUGUGGGGAACCUCUGAAAUGAGCUUUCCCGACUCUGAAGUGCUUGACCCAAUGAAAAACAACAUUUUUGAUUUUAAUACAAUGGAUGUUGGCUCAUUUGUGUCCAUUGAAAGCCAAGAAGCCGAAGAGGCUCAACACGGUGCUGGAAAAGUGACGAAAAACGCCGAUCUGGUUGAAAUUGACUAUUUCUGUUCUGAGCUCAGUAAAAUGGUAUCCUCAAGUUCUUCUGAUUCUGUUCAGCAGAGCGUUGCUGAGAUGUUAUUCGGCGCUGAUCCCGACACCUCAAGCUUUUACCCCUGGGAUUUUGAAAAGCCGCAACACAGUUGUUAGUUUUCACACCCCAUGUGCUUUAAUCAUUCUCAUUAACUCACAGUUGUGUUUUCCCCUGACUUUCCAUUGUUACAUGUGGAAAAUAGAAACUAAUUGUCUAAGUUUAAACAUUUGUAAAUGUCAAAGAGUGUCUAAACUAAUUGUGAUUCACUUUUGUAGCUGCGUUUCUAACUGUUGUAGUCUUUCCAUUAUUUUAUUUAUUUAAAAAUAUAACCAAAUACUAACUGCUGAUAUGUAGCAUAAUAAAUAUGUAACAUUUUAAACUUCCUCUGCUGGACUUUGGAGUUAUGUCCAUUCAACAUGAAUGCUGAGAUUAUUUUCAUUAAUGCAUUUGGAAGAAACAUUAUUCAUAUGCAGUGCAUGUAUCUUAUAUGUGUGUACAGAUAGCAAGUGACAUUUAUCAACAAAUGGACAGAUGUGGAACAAAACAAGACCUCCAAGUUAUUAUUAUUUUUUUAUUAUUAUUAUAUGUCUUAGAUCUAAUAUUUUAUUUACUCUAUGUGCAAAUUUUACUGAGAUAUUUGUUUGUUGUGCUCAAGCAACUGCACCUUAAGAUGAUAUCCCCGAAAACUCAUGAAGAAACAUUGUUGCAUGAUUAACAUUAAAAAUCACUCAUGCUUACCGUAUUACUAACCUUCAAACAGAUCAACAAAAAAUGCAUUUUCAUUAAAUGUUAUGCAUAAGGCAGAGGAUGUAAUUUUGCCAUUUACAGUGUGAGAGCUUACCAUGACUAAUAAAUGAGCUAACUCUAAUCUGAAAAGAUCGCUCUUAUAUUCAGUCAUACAGUAACAACAUUUUAUCAAAACAACUACAGUAAGACUGCACAAUAUGCACUACAGUAGUAUAAAGGACCUUACUAUGUACAUUAAAGCUAGGGUAGGCAGUUCAUGCUCUACUGGUGACAAAAAUAAAGCAUGUUUUCAAACAAACUUUGCAAAAACAAAGUGUUUACCAUUGAUUUGGUUGUCUGUGACUGUACAUUUUGACAAGUGCAUUUGAAUGUCUCUCAUCUGAGACAACCUCAUCAGUUCUUGGAGUCUCUACAACCAAACUGUUGAGCUGUAUCAGGUGUGUUUGAUUAGAGGACAUACAAACUGAGUACUUCAGUUCCAGGAUUGGAGUCACUGCUUCAGAAAACAAAGCAGGUUUAGAAGAGAUAUCGACGGCUGUACAUGUCAAAACUCUUUAAAACAUGUUGCAUUGCUACUGAAUUAAAUUAUAUUUAAAACACUAAACUAAAAGACAUAUCUUUUUAAUGCAAUGGUGGUUAAAGCAAAUGUUUGUUUACAUAUCACAAUGAUAAUAAUGUGACUAUCUGUUAUAAAUGUGAUCAUGUAUCAGAUCAUGUGAUCAUGUACUUACGAAAUAGUACAAAAAAAGCUAAUAAAAUUGUACCUCAUUUUA